Molecule: messenger RNA, 309 nt
Organism: Arctia plantaginis
Lineage: Eukaryota; Metazoa; Arthropoda; Insecta; Lepidoptera; Erebidae
Source: the annotation of a GenBank genome assembly
AUGGUUCGAGGCGAAAUUUCAUAUAGAAAUGAUAUUUGCAAUCCCCAGGCUAUAACGAAACGUAGCAAAGCUAUAUCUAGAAUUCAACCGGAUAGAAUAGAAGCAUCUUUUAAUGUUAAAAGUGAAAAAAUAACUGACGUUAAAAAACUUCUUGAAAAGCAUUUUGGUGAUGCCUGGAGAGAGUUACCUGACUUAGAGUAUUACAAAAAUGUAUUGUCUCAAAAUGAAAACUUGCCACAACAAGACGAUGAUAAUGCAGUAAAUGAUGAUGCUGAAUACCUACCAGAUGAAAUCUUGGAUUUUAUGUAA